AUCAAACACCAUAGAGAUGAUUGUUGUGAAAGAUGGAGCGCACUCAUAUGGAUGAACAUGUUCAUUCGUCCAGAAGAGGCGGUCUUCAAACUGUCCCGUUCAUAAUCAUUAACGAAGGAUGUGAACGGAUUGUAAACGUAGCGGUCAGUGCAAAUAUUAUUAUAUACUUGACCAAAGAGUAUCAUAUGGGAUCUGCGGAAAGUGCAAUGGUUUUGUUUAUCUACCAAGCAGCUACAAACUUCUUGCCUAUCUUUGGGGCUAUUGUGUCUGAUGCACUAUUGGGACGCUUUCUCACAAUCUCACUCACACUUUUCGCAUGCACGAUUGGAGCUGUUCUUCUCUGGUUGACCACAGUAGUUCCAACAUUGGUCGCAGAAGAUUGUUCAAAUGAAGACCAGAGUUGUCACUCACCGACAACACUACAAUUUUUUGUCUUGCUAACUUCUUUAUUGUUCUUGUCAAUUGGCGCAAGUGGUGUUCGCCCUUGCAGCCUUCCUUUUGGUGUGGACCAGUUUACCCACUGGAGCGGCGCUCCAAAGGACCGUGCGCUCAAAGUUCUAUUCGGCUGGUAUUACGUAUCAAUGGGUGGCUCAGCAAUCAUUUCUAUAACUCUCAUCGUGUACUUGCAAGACAAAUUGGGCUGGAAGAUCGGUUUUGCCAUUUCUAUGGUUAUAGCGGCAUUUGCUGCAAUUUUAAACAUUGUUACAUCGCCCCUUUACAUCAAGGUGAAACCACAGAAAAGCACGUGGAUUAGUUUAGUGCAAGUGGUUUUCAUCGCUAUAAGGAAUCGACACAUUCAGCUUCCUAAAGCAGCAGGUGAGAAUGAUCUGCAUUACUGCAACGUUGGAGGACUGGCAAUGGUUCCAUCAAGCAAAAUGAGGUUCCUUAACAGAGCAUGCGUAUUGAGGGCACAUGUAGAAAGUUCUAACACUGAAGUGCUUAAUUCAUGGAGUGUAUGCACAGUUGAGCAAGUCGAGGACAUCAAGCGUGUACUAAGUGUCAUCCCUAUGUGGUCAGCUACGAUUACAAGUUUGUUGAUCCAAACGGCUUCGUUCAGGGUGCUACAGGCAGAAACGAUGGACCGUCAUGUUGGUAGCACAAGGUUCCAAAUGCCUGCUGGUUCAGUCGCAAUAUUUGAAGGCAUUACAUUCACAUUGGUGUCAGGAUGCAUUACAGGAAGAGAAAAAACGCUUAGUCACAAGCAGAAAAUGGGCAUCGGCGUGCUCUUUUCCAUUGCAUGUGCUCUUUCGGCAUCAGUGGUGGAGGCCAUCCGGAGGAAGCAAGCAACAAGGCAGGGCCUAGAAAAUAAUACUGAUGAUGGUGGGGUUGUAAAUAUGUCAGUGCUGUGGCUAGCCCCUCAAUGUGUUUUUGCUGGCCUCAUUAGUGCGUUUGGAUCCAUUGGACAGAUCGAAUUCUACUAUGAAGUGCUACCAAAGUCAAUGAGUAGCUUAGCACUGGCCCUCCUCCCCCUAGCAAUAGGUGUCGCAAACAUUGCAAGUACAGUGGUCGUCAAGCUCGUCAAAGUGAUUACAUGUAGUGGUGGAAGAGUAGGAUGGCUUCUUGAUAACCUGAACCAAGGCCAUUAUGACUACUUCUAUUUUGUGCUAGCAAUGCUCGGUAUUGCAGGUUUUAUCUAUUUUGUUGCUUGUUGCUAUUGGUUUGAGGAACCAUCACCAAACCAGCUUGUUCAAUCUAAUGAAGAUGAACCAAAUAUGAGAUGACCAUGGUUGGCAUAAAGCUUUCUAUAAUGUCAUUGGGUCAAACCAUGUUUGUCGAGGCAUAGUUUUCAUAUAUAAGUGUAACAUGGCUGUUUAUUGGACCUAAUGUUCUUUUGGUUC
This is a messenger RNA of Zea mays, 1838 nucleotides long. RefSeq names its product protein NRT1/ PTR FAMILY 1.1. Gene Ontology annotation, biological process: transmembrane transport. Gene Ontology annotation, molecular function: transmembrane transporter activity. The transcript has 4 exons. NCBI's taxonomy places the organism in Eukaryota, Viridiplantae, Streptophyta, Magnoliopsida, Poales, Poaceae. The coding region runs from base 33 to 1721 and encodes 562 amino acids. The record is from RefSeq and is a predicted model, not a curated record. Gene Ontology annotation, cellular component: membrane.